Molecule: messenger RNA, 459 nt
Organism: Suillus clintonianus
Lineage: Eukaryota; Fungi; Basidiomycota; Agaricomycetes; Boletales; Suillaceae
Exons: 2
Coding region: 114-410 (98 amino acids)
Source: RefSeq, a predicted model, not a curated record
AUUUCACAAGGAUUCAAUAGUUUUUCUCAACAACCGCGGUGGUCGCAUGGGCGGUCAUGCCAUCAGGACUUGGGCACAUAUGGUGACCUGGAGCCUCGUCCAGGAACGAUCUCAUGUCUUGCGUGUUUGAAGCCACCAACAAAAAAUUGGAGUUUCUGGUUGCCACUUUGUCAGCUUUGAGACUUUCUCUGACAGCUGACAGCUGCGAAUGUGUAGGCUACGUACAAGCAAAUGGAAGUUCUCUAUCAAUGUUCGGUUCAGCUCUUGUUGAUAGAUCUGCACUCAGACUCCACGGAGAGUACUUUUCACCGCUCCAGAAUAUCCAAUUGCAGGUCUCUCAGCUCCUGCAUCAAGGGGUCGGCGCAACACUUCUGCGGAGGAUCUGUCGAACUCCAAGACCCGUUGCCUGACUGUAAACGUUAACUAUCGCAGAUCAUGAUCACAGCCUCCCAAAAGACC